AUGGCCAACCUAGCUGCUCCGCAGGCGCCUCCGCGCUGGGAUCACUCACCCGAAGAAGUCGUUGCCCUCAUGAAGGCGGCAAUAGAGGCGAGGAAAGAACUAGAUGACCGUGUUGGCACUCUACAUGCGGAUGAGUGCACAUUUGAAUCGGUCUUCGUACCCCUCGCAGAAGGCGACGGAGAACUGCUCGCCAUGUCUGAAUACAUGAUGUUCUACAAGGAAGUUGCACCUUCCGAUGCCCUGCGCGAGGCCUCGGAACAGGCUGCGAAGCUUUAUAAUGACUUCACAGUCGAGAACUCAAUGCGACUCGAUGUCUUCCAUGCCAAGGCUGCAGCGGAGAAGAACAUCCGUGCAUCGGGCAGGUGGGAUACCCUCACUACGGAAGAGAAGCGCCUUGUCGAACAGAUGGUCCUGGAUGGAAAGCGAUCCGGGUUAGCGCUACCGGAUGAGGAGCGCGAGGAGCUGGUGAAGCUCAAGAAGGAGUUGGUGGCUGUGUGCGCCGAGUUUGGGAGAAACCUAAAUGAAGAAAAUGGGCACAUUUCGUUUACACUAGAAGAGCUGGACGGUGUACCUCAAAGCGAUAUGGACGGGUACACCGAGAAGAAUUAUGAAGGCACAUCGGCGUUGUUUGAAUGCUCACUGACCCCAUCCGACAUCGUGCCUAUUAUCAAGUUCGCGCACAGCCCCGCCACGCGCCAACGCGCCUUCGAAGCCCGCGAAGGCCGUCUUGCGAUCAAUGCACCCCUAUUUGACCGAGCACUCGAGCUACGCCGACAGAUCACGAGCAUGCUCGGGUAUGCAUGCUGGGCGGACUAUAUCACGGAAGUCAAGAUGAUUAAGACCGGAAAAAACGCAGCAGAUUUCUUAGACGAUCUUACGGAGAAGCUUCGCCCGAUUGGCGAGCGCGAGAGGAAGACGCUGCUUAGGUUGAAGAAAGAAGAGUGUGAGAAACGCGGACUGCCGUUUGAUGGGUGCUUGAACGUCUGGGACGAAAGUUACUUUACGCGCAUCUUUAUUGAGUCGACGCUUCAUUUUGACACGGCGCCCUUAAAGGAGUAUUUCCCCGUUGCAGUCAUUGUACCCAAGAUCCUCGACAUCUACCAGAACCUUCUCGGCGUUCAAUUUACUGAGGUGGACGAUGCUCACAAGCAAGUUUGGCACCCUGACGUACGCCAGUUCGAGGUCUGGGAAAAGGACGCCAAGACAGAAGAGGAUUUCAUCGGUCAUGUCUACCUUGACCUCUACCCUCGGCCCAAUAAAUUCGGCCACGCUGCCAUCUGGCCCUUCACCACAGCACGCUACAUGCCCACCCAAGACGGCACAUGCGGGAAACGGGUCUACCCGGUCACCGCAAUCGUUGCAAACCUCGCGAAGCCAAGCCCUGAACGGCCGGCGCUCGCGUCACACAUGGAUGUAUGGAUAUUCUUCCAUGAGAUGGGACAUGUAUUUCACUGUCAGCUCUCGCGCGGUGUCCGGUUUUCUCGCUUCAGUGGCGUCUCAGUUGCUGGGGACUUCGGGGAGGCGCCGAGCCAGAUGCUGGAGAACUGGUGCUGGGAGCCGAGUAUACUUGAGCGGAUGACGAGCCACUAUCAGACCGGGGAUCCAAUGCCGAGAGAGAUGAUCGAGAAACUCGUGAAAUCGCGAUACAUGAAUGUGGGGUUGUUCCAGCUCCGUCAGAUCUCAAUCGCACGAUAUGACAUGAAGGUUCACAUUGACAAGGAGGUCAGAGAUGCGAUAAAGCUCUGGAACGAGCUACGCGAGGAGAUCGCGCUCGUUAAGAGCGGUAACUACCAGCCGGGCCAUGUUACCUUCCCACACAUGCUCGGAGGAUGGAACGCGGGCGCCAGCUAUUAUGGAUACCUCUACUCCUUGGUGUACGCGGCGGACAUGUACACCGUUUUCAAGCCAGAUCCAUUUAGCCCUGAGCUAGGGAGGCGAUACCGAGACGAGAUCCUGAAUGUUGGUGGGAGUAGGGACGAGAUCGAGUCGUUAACGCGAUUCUUGGGUCGUAAGCCCAUCGCGAAUGCGUUUAAGGACGUCGUGUUUGCUGCUGUGAAGUCUAUCGGGGAGUGA
Messenger RNA from Coniophora puteana RWD-64-598 SS2, 2073 nucleotides. Its product is annotated as Metalloprotease. The coding region runs from base 1 to 2073 and encodes 690 amino acids. Lineage: Eukaryota; Fungi; Basidiomycota; Agaricomycetes; Boletales; Coniophoraceae. Gene Ontology annotation, molecular function: metalloendopeptidase activity. Gene Ontology annotation, cellular component: mitochondrial intermembrane space. The record is from RefSeq and is a predicted model, not a curated record. The transcript is spliced from 14 exons. Gene Ontology annotation, biological process: proteolysis; peptide metabolic process.